AACGCUCCUUCGCUCUUCGAGUCCCACGAAAAACUAGACUAGAAUAGUGUACUGGAUUUUGUUUGUUUGCAUUUCGUAUGGCUUACCAACAGACCAUUGGAAGAGGGAUACAAGCUCUUAUUUGCUGAAUGUUAUAUACAGCAGCCAAUAGAACUGACGGGGAGGAGAGAGAAUGCGUGAUGGCGGUAGGCUAAUCAGUUAUUUAUUUUGUACCAGUCACCCAUACCCAUUCAAUCUUCGUGAAGAGAAGUGAAAGCCGUCUGCGUCUUAUUCUAGUCCUAAAUGAUUCAAGCAUGCCAUUACUAUGAAGAAGAUGAGGACAACGAAACUUCACUGUUGAAAAUGAGGAGGGGAAUGAAGCAACAUUCGAGACAGAAAGACGAAGUAGACUAAUGCUCACGUUACAAAUUACCAGGGGACAUAUUGUGAAAGGUGCCUCAGGAUGAGUGGAGUGGAUACCCAGAGGAUGGGGACCAGGACGAGGAGAUCCCGUGUCGGCGGAUGCGCAGCAGCAGCUACGUCAAAGCCAUGGGAGAAGAAGACAACGACUCUGGUGGCGAAUCUGAUGGCAGCCCCAAGACCUCACCCCAGAAGGCCAUCCGACCCGACGCCCUCGUCCUCAAAUCAGCUAUGCAGAGACCCCACAUAGAACCCCAAAGUCAGAGCUACCACUUGCAAACCACCCGAGACAUGAUGCGGCCCCAUCCCAGUGUCACCCUGGACCCAGCCACCAACUACCCCCAACACCAUAUACCCCUCGGCCCUCAGUUCCGAUCCCGGAACCAGAGCUACAUGCGCGCGGUUAGCACCCUCAGUCAGGCAAGCUGCGUCAGCCAGGUGAGUGAGACUGAGGUCAAUGGCCAGUUUGAGUCAGUUUGCGAGUCCGUUUUUAGCGAAGUAGAAUCCCAGGCCAUGGAGGCCUUGGACCUGCCUGGCUCGUUCCGCACUCGAAGCCACAGUUACCUGCGUGCAAUUCAGGCUGGGUAUUCCCAAGACGACGACUGCUUGCCUUCAAUGACAUCCUCCACUGUCACUUCAACUCUCAGAUCCACAACAGGUAUCCAGUUUCGCCUCCCUUCUUCCUGCAGUGUGGACCGAGCCAAUCCACCUCCAGCGGUGACGCACACGCCUAGCUAUAAGGCAAAGACGCCCCCGCCGGUGCCACCUCGCGCCACCUCCAAGCCCCUCAUCUCGGUGACGGCCCAGAGCAGCACAGAUUCCACCCAGGAUGCCUACCACGAGGGAAGGCACCCGCGGGGGAGUAUCCUGUGGGCGCCGGACGGUCUGGGCGGCUCGGGUCGAAACCUCUACAACUCCACCGACAGCCUGGACAGUGCCAAGGCGGUGACGUUGGCCAUGGAGACGGCGGCGGGCAAGCGGCACGCCUCCACGGGCAGCCACAGCUCCGUGCAGACGUGUGACAAGGCGGUGCUCGUGUCCAAGGCUGAGGAAUACCUCAAAACACCACGCUCUUCCAUAGGGAUUCAGGUGGAGACGGCGACAGACUCCGAGUCGGAGAGCAAAGGGCUUCCUCAGUACCAUUCUGUGGGCACCCAGGUGGAGGAUGACAAAGGGUACGCAUGCAGGAAAUGGAAACAGAAAAUACAACCGUUGCAGUUUGCCCUCUGA
Molecule: messenger RNA, 1629 nt
Organism: Oncorhynchus tshawytscha (Chinook salmon)
Lineage: Eukaryota; Metazoa; Chordata; Actinopteri; Salmoniformes; Salmonidae
Product: disks large-associated protein 2-like
Exons: 7
Coding region: 502-1629 (375 amino acids)
Biological process (GO): signaling
Cellular component (GO): glutamatergic synapse; postsynaptic specialization
Molecular function (GO): molecular adaptor activity
Source: RefSeq, a predicted model, not a curated record